Botrytis porri is the source of this 3414-nucleotide messenger RNA. RefSeq lists its product as uncharacterized. The record is from RefSeq and is a predicted model, not a curated record. NCBI's taxonomy places the organism in Eukaryota, Fungi, Ascomycota, Leotiomycetes, Helotiales, Sclerotiniaceae. Bases 1 to 3414 code for a protein of 1137 amino acids. The transcript is spliced from 2 exons.
AUGGCAAGUCAGCCACCUCCUCUCAACGAAAUGGAGGAAAUUUCAGAGACUAUACCUUUCAAAGACUCCAUGCCUCCACAAGAAAGCACCGAGAUGCUUCAACAACAUGAUGCUCAGACAAUAUCUUAUCCUAUCUUAGCUCGAGGAUUCAAUAUGAUGAACCUCGACAGCAAGAAUCUUCAAGACAAAGACUCUCAAAAGAUUGGUUCAGUGGCAUCACGACUUUUUGCCAUGGAGGAGCCACACGAUGCCAUCAUGAAGGCCUUUGGAGCUGAUUCUACCACUUCCAUGAUGCAAGUCAACCAAAAAGCUCUUGAGAUCAAUGAGCGUCCUCGUACCCCUUCUCAAUCUUCUGAAAGUCCCCUUAAAGAGAUUCAGGACCUUCCACAACCUUUCGUCGAUCUCAACAACCUUCGAAUUCUUAGUAAAUCCUCAAAUUUACAGGAAAAGAAGAUUCAAGAGCAAGCCAAGACGCCUUUGACGAUUACUCCAGAAGAAAUAGCACAAAGCUCCAACGACUUCAACAAAACUUGCAUUGCCCAUCCUCCAAGCAAUGUGGACCUUGAUAAGGAGGAUCACAACAAAAAGAACCAACAAGCUUCCAACAAAUCAUCCUAUUCCUCUGCCAACUCCGAUCCCCAGCAAAAGAUUCUUCGAGAUAUCCAGAAAUACUGUCCCGUCAAUUCAACCGGUAAUUACGGUUCCAUUGAGUUAAACAGAGAACUUCUCAAUGUCGACACUACUUCACUCGAUCUUUCUGAACAGCAGGUUCCACAAUACGAGCAAGAAAACUCAGAUAUGAUGUGGCUUCAGAGAGCAUGGUCAAGAGCAACUGAAGCUCUUUCUGCCGGAGAAGCUUGGAAAGGCAUGGAAAGUGAGCAAAAGGCUGCUUUUGAAAGAGCCAUCAUAUAUCGAGCUCAGCAUAAAGAGUUAGAUUCAAGCAGCUUACGACUUCAAAUGGACAAGUUUACAGCCCGUAUAUUGUUUGUUAUCGAGGGGUUACAAGCUCCAGCUUGUUCGCCGACCAGCGUAGACUUGAAGAAUAUUCUUAAGGGAGCACAAUCUUUCAACACUCUAUCACAUGAGAAAUGCAAUAUAUUGAUGGCAGCCCAGCGAAACCAUAAUAAGCACGACUUUAUCGAUAGUCUAAAGAGUGAGACUUUGCGAAGAGCCUCCGAGCACGCAAGAUCCAUUGAAAGCACUCAACCAGAUUCCUCCAAUUAUCGGGAAGAAGAUCCUUCGUCGAAGCAUCCUACGGGCCGAGUAAUACAACAGCUGACGAAGAAUUGCGGCUCUGAUUCCGAAACCAAAGGUUUGAAAGAUCUUCCUGAAAAACAAGCUACUUUCAUGGAUGGAGCUCGUCAAAAGGAACUGGUAUACAAGACGUUACUUUUAGAAAGAAAGAAGUAUGAAGAGAGAAAAUUGAAUGAUUCCGGGGUCCAUACUUCUCGAGAGAGUUUAAGUGAGAUAACAAAAGCCGCGCAUGCUCAGGUGAAAGCGAACACUUUACUCACACCGAAAGAGAAGACCCAUACCACCCCUGGUUUUUCUACCUAUAAUACUGCCCGAGGAGAGACCACUGCAAAUCUUGACCGAGCUAAGGAAAGUGAUAGGGCAAGAGAUUUUCCUACACAAGAUAGCAUCACCAAUACUGCUAGUGAUGAUUUUUCGUUUCAAGUUAUCUUUCAAGAGAACCUCAAUGCUCUUAAGAUUAUGCAACAGAAGUGUCAAGAGGAAAUAGCUCUAUAUUCACCGGGCAGAAAUAUCGAUCUCAACGAUGGUGAUGCAGUUUCCCAAGAAGCUUCAAGAGCUUCCGAGAGAACGUGGUAUCUAGAACGCAAAGCUUAUCUUCAGACGCUCCGCCAGACGCGGCAAUAUUAUGAGCAGAACAAGUCCAAUGAAAUCCACCAAGAUAGGGAACUCGAUGCAAGACGUAACGAUGCGACAUGCUUGGAUCGCAGUUAUUUCAAGGACUACAGAUACAUGACUUUCCCAGAAUUGAAUGAAAUGAGAGAAGCAAAAGAGGAAUUCAAAGCUUCUAUUGCCGAUGCCUACUGCGCUUACCUUGCCGCAAGAAGUGCUAAAGAUGAUGCUUUUACAAAAAUGGAAACAGCAGUCGCGGAGAGAAAAGAUCUUUCGAUGGGAAUUCUUCGCAGAAAUGAGUCACUUGAAAAUCCGAAACUCAAGAAAUCGAUGUCCGACGCAGACGAGAAAUUUGCUGAGUCCAAGAAUGAAUACAGCAAAAGAGCUGAAAAAACUUUUGAGGAGAAAAUCGAAGCUAUAAAUCGUGCUUGCAGCGAUAGUACUACUCAAAAGACUGAGCCAUCAAUGGACAACUCGAUUUGCUCUACGUUUGCAGCAGACCACGACUCUGUUCGUGUCAUAUUUGCACAUCUUGAAUCUCACUAUACCGCAAUGAGUGCCAAAUCCAACCUUCAGUCACUUCGUACGAUAGAUCACGCUUGGACUGAUGGUCACUAUGGUUUUCUCGAAAAAUCAAUGCGUGAUCAGAAACAGCGAAACAACUCCAUUUCAUCAAACAAUUACAUCACUGUCGAAGAGCAUGCUCCAGGUCAAUAUGAUAAUUACGAUCAAGAAGUCUUCCAAGCCUAUCUUCCUCGUCAUGAUAAAGUUGCCGCUAAUUGUGUACCAAAAACAUUGAAGACCAAUCUUUCGCCAAAGCCACUAGCAGUCACGGUCCAGGAUCCCAAUCCAGGUUGUCGAAGCUAUCAAUCGAUUAAGAGCACAGAUCGCGCUGAGUAUAUGACUAUGUUCGAAGAGUGGAAGCCCAAGCCAAGCCAUUCCGACAUCAUGAAAGCUAUGAUUCUAGGUCGAGCAGUUAGAGGACGUCAAUUAGCUGAUAAACAGCCAGUAAAGUUUGACCAUGCUACGUUCCAGCAUCUUAGACAAUGGGGUUAUUCAAGACCGGAUACUUCUAUAAGCACAGAUAAUUUUGCUGCUGUAGCAAGUACUGCGCUUGAUCUUUUAGCUGUCGAUUAUAAAGCCGCCAUCGAAGUCAACAAGAUCAGUGAUGUCACUACUACUCAUCAGGCAGUCAACAACAAGGUCAAUCCCAUCAAUGAAACCAUCGCCAACGCUGAGAUGACCGCCAUCGAUAAUCUCGCUCCCAAUGAAUUUCACAUUUCAGACACUGAUAACCCGGAGAUCACCAGCAAAGACGUGAUGCAAGAGUCACUCGUAUUAGAUCUCCCUUCCGUUCCCCCUUCUACUCCAGAAGCCGCCUCUAGCCCUAUAAAGAAAGUCGAUCUCGAAUAUAAUAGCGAUAUUCAAUCUGACGCAUCUUGGGUCAUGCCUAGUGAUGAUGAUCGUGAUGAUGUUGCAGAGGCUGGUGCACCUGAGGAACUCGAGAGUGUUGAAGAAAGCGAGGAAGUUGAGGAAUGGGAGAUGUUUUAG